CAGCGAUCCUUCUCAAAGUCAGCCAAAAAAAACCUGAUCAUCAUCAAUAAAUAAUCCCAAUGAUCAAGAAUUAAACCGCCACCUGGUAUUAGCCACACGUGAAAUGCGAUGAAAUCAUGUCUGACAAGAGUUCUUCAUCUAAAAAAGCUGGUCCACGGGACGUGGAAGAAAUCGCAUGAGUUCAGGACAGACUGCCCUGCCUGACGCGCAUGCGCUCUGACGCUGUCACUUCGCCAUGGCCGACGCUGGGUGGCCGGGCUGCGCGAGGAGUUUGAAAGGCGUCAUAUUGGACAUGUGUGGUGUUUUAUAUGACAGCGGGGAGGGCGACGGCGUCGCCAUUUCUGGUUCGAUUGAGGCCGUGAAAAAGCUCAAGGCGUCGGACCUGCAGCUGCGCUUCUGCACCAAUGAGACCCAGGCCGCCAGAGAGACGUUUGUAGCCAAGCUCCGAAGACUGGGCUUUGACAUAUCCGUGUCUGAGGUCUUCUCUCCAGCUCCUGCAGCCGUAGCUGUCCUUAAAGACAGGGGUCUACGGCCUCACCUGCUGGUGUAUGAUGGACUUCUACCCGAGUUUGACAGUGUGGACAAGACCAACCCAAACUGCGUGGUGAUUGGAGACGCGGCUGAAAAAUUUUCCUACCAGAACCUUAAUGAGGCAUUCAGGGUCCUUAUGGAGAAACCUGUGCUUUUCUCUCUGGGACAAGGGAAGUACUACAAGGAGACAGAUGGUCUGAAACUAGACGUCGGGGUUUACAUGAAGGCUCUGGAGUAUGCCUGUGAUUUAAAGGCUGAAGUCAUUGGAAAGCCGUCCCCACCGUUCUUCCAAAGUGUUCUCAAUGAUAUGGGGCUUCAACCGCAUGAGGUGCUGAUGAUUGGGGAUGAUCUGGUGAACGACGUAGGUGGGGCCCAACGGUGUGGAAUGAAAGGCGUGCAAGUCAGGACUGGCAAAUACAGGUCCAGUGACGAGAGGCACCCGACGGUAACGGCUGACGGCACCGUGGACGACCUGGCCCAGGCCGUGGACGUGAUCCUCGAGCAGAGGCACUGAGCACGAGGCGGCAGGCACUGGAAACACUCCACUUAGUGUGACCCUGGGUGAUACAGGCCGGUAGCCAGUAGUAUUUUCAUACAGCUAAGUGUUGUUUCCGAUGGGAAGGGUGUACUGCAAGUAACAUGUCAAAGCAGUGCGAUACUGAAAUACCAUCCAAAUAUCCUGUAACUGACAAAUAUGGGAAACACCCACCCGUCUGGUGCACCACAUAGUGUAAAGCACGCUAGAAUGAGAUGGCUUAUCGUGACCCAGGUCUACAAGAGCUAACCAAGAACACGUUAGAGCUGUGAGUGUAUUUGUCAUCAUGUAAUUGCUGUAGAUAAGAUACCUUUACAUGAAUGUGCCUGUAACCGGCUGCUGACUGACAGUUAGAGGGGAGCAGCUGUGUUCAGCCCCCCCGCCUGUGUUGCACAGUCAGAUUCUUUGCAGAGAUACUGAGAGUGAAGACAGUUUGUAGUCAAACUGGAAUUGACGUAGCUGUAGUGUAUUUUAACGUGCAGUCUUUCAUGUAAGUGGCCUAUUAUAUGUAGGUUAUGAUGUCGCUCACAUGCACAACCUAAAUAAAGCAGCGAGGAGAAGUCAGUGAGCGGGGCUGAGUUUGUCGGUUUGUCUGAGCCAUUGUCGCAGAACUUUUUUUUUUUAUUAUUUUUUUUUUGAAGGGCUCAAGGUCUCAGAGCACUGUGGAAAAUGUGGCCCUGGCUCUGGUUUAAACUGGAAUUCAUAUCGCAGCGGCUUUUGUUUUACAAAAACAAAUGGCUGGAAAUGGGAAGUGAGCUGGCCUCAGACAUGAUAAAUGCAGAACCCAGCCGAGUGUGAUGAAUUACGCCGGUGCUCGAGCUCGUGUUUCCCCCUCUGUAAACAAAAACGAAACCAGCCCUCCAUCAUCAGAUUGGAAAAUCGCAAAUCUACAACUGCUUAUCUUACUUGACUGGGAGCCGCCUCUGCUGGGGACCGCCCCGUCAUUGUCACAUUGUUAAUUGGCACUCAUUAGGCGCGGUGCAUUCAUGUCCGUAUCUACAGUGAGGUGAAAUGAAAUGAUGAGGCGGGCGGGGGGCAAAAAUUGGUUGUUGGGCUCCCAUGUGCCAGCUGGAUCAUUGAGGCCUCUGGAAGUGGGGCGUAAAACAAACGAUUCUCCAUCGCUGCCCCCGAGGUUUCAGUGUACCAAAUAGAUUGAACAAAAGCCCAUUGCCAAGUGAUUCAUUGAGGUCUUUCUGGUUCACUUCACCAUUAGCUGACACAAGCUUCAAUGUUAUUGGGCAAUUAAAGGUAAUGAAAUGCUACGGAGUAUUAUGAAACUGUGUCUGAGCUGGUUGUACCACUCCUAUUUCUGAUUGGGAAAUAAAUAUUAAUGUACACGGCAAAGUACUAGCAGCUGGUACCCAGUUUUCCAACAGCUUACACAUUGUUUGACUCACUGUUUUGUUCAUUAUGUUACUGCCUGUUGGCCUUGUAUGGAGCUAUUAAACAUGUAUUUGACUGCUCUC
This is a messenger RNA of Chelmon rostratus (copperband butterflyfish), 2532 nucleotides long. RefSeq names its product phospholysine phosphohistidine inorganic pyrophosphate phosphatase. The record is from RefSeq and is a predicted model, not a curated record. NCBI's taxonomy places the organism in Eukaryota, Metazoa, Chordata, Actinopteri, Chaetodontiformes, Chaetodontidae. Gene Ontology annotation, biological process: dephosphorylation. Gene Ontology annotation, molecular function: phosphatase activity; inorganic diphosphate phosphatase activity. Bases 236 to 1045 code for a protein of 269 amino acids. Gene Ontology annotation, cellular component: cytosol. The transcript has 8 exons.